Messenger RNA from Notodromas monacha, 1404 nucleotides. The record is from the annotation of a GenBank genome assembly. NCBI's taxonomy places the organism in Eukaryota, Metazoa, Arthropoda, Ostracoda, Podocopida, Cyprididae.
AUGGGUGAAACGCAGAGGUUCUGCUUGAGGUGGAGCAGUUACCAGCCGACGAUCGUCACCUCGUUCUCGCAGCUCCGGGAGGAGGAGGACUUCGUGGAUGCGAAUCCGUGCGAGCACCCGAUAGUGAUACUGCGGGGCGUGAAUUACACGCACCUGGAGAACAUCAUCUACUUCAUCUACCACGGAGAAGUGGACGUGUCCCAGGAUGACCUGCUCUUGAAGGAGUUCUGUCGUCUGUGCGACAAGUUACCAAAGAGCACUUCCCGCACGAGCCUGUUGGCAGGAGAACUAUUAGCCGGAAAGGCGGCCAACGUCGGCUCGGACAAGGACUCGGCGACGGCAGCAGCCGCCGCCGCAGCAGCAGCGGCGGCUGCAUCGCUAUGCGGACUCCCGGCGCCCGUCGCGGCGGCUCUCAAGAUCGUCAACUCCGUCACGUCAUCCGCAUCGUCGCCAGCCCCCACACCGUCCUCUCCAACAACGGCGACUAAUCUGAAUGCCGCCACAACGGGCGGAGGCGGCGCCGGCGGUGGGGUUGGCGGAAAGCGGAGCCCAACUUCGGCGGCGGCAGCAGCAGCAGCAGCAGUGGCGUCCACGACGCUGACUGCCCGCGAACUCGUGCAGGCCACGUUGAACUCGCGUUACGGACACGACGACCCUCGGCCUCGAUCCGCCGCCAGUGACUAUUCCGACGACUCGGAAAGGCGCCUCGAAAUCGUCGACAACGCCGGCAGCGAAUGUGGCUCGCUCAAGUCGGACGAGAAUGAGUCGUCCUUUGACUCGAGCACGAUGCGACCGGCGUUCCCCGGCGGCCCGAUGGACUACGAUGAGUCGGCGGCGUUUUUGGACAGCGCUCGACGGAAGUUGGCGGCUGCAGGAGGAGGAGGCGGCGGAGGCGGCGGCGCAGGAGGUGGAGUGACAGGAGUCAGGGACGCCGUGGGGCCCAUCAAUCUGUCCUUGUCUUCGGUUGGCGGCGGCGGCGGUGGCGCCAGCAAGCAGUCCAUGGCCCAGUUGUCCAGCAUGGCCCUGGCGGCUCAGGCGCUCACAGGCGCCUUCAGUGGCCUUGCCAACUCCUCGGAAGCAGCCCUGGGAAAGGAAAUGAAAGCUGGUGUUGCGCUGGCGUUGAAGAACCAACUGGCAAUGGCGGCAGCCGGUGGUCUGGAUGUGUCGGCGUCUCCGGGUGGCGGCCUCGGGCCCGACGGGUCGCCGUCGUCCAACGUGAGUGGCGGCGGCGGCGGUGGGGGCGGCGGACGCGGGUUCCACCCCAGUGGACGCCGGCCCCGCACCGUGUUCGACCAGAACCAGCUUAUGACCCUCAAGACCUACUACAAGUACAACACGAACCCAAACUCGGCCGAGAUCACCCGACUCGCACAUGGGCUCGGGCUCGACCGCCGCGUCGUCAAG